AUGGGAGACAAAAGCGGAACACCGCACAAUCUAGGAUGGGGCGAGAUCGUCGCAGAGAUUAACAUUAUGAUGAAUGCGGGACACGAUACCACAGCUAUUGUGCUUCGAAACGCUCUCUUUUUCCUACAGAGAAAUUAUAAAUGCCUGGCCAAGCUUCGUGAGGAGCUUGACGAAGCUUUGGAAGAAGAUGAAGUCAUUGCACCAUACGACAAAGUCAAACACCUGCCAUAUCUCCGGGCAUGCAUAGACGAGAGUCUUCGAAUGCUCCCACCCGUUGUGUUUGGUUUGCCUCGCCGAACGCCCGUGGAAUGUACUUUCAUCCUCAACGAAUAUGUCCCUGGAGAUGUCUCGGUCAGCAUUUCGUCUUUUGUGGUGCAUCACCAAGAGUCAGUUUUCAAGGACCAUAAUAUCUAUAAGCCGGAGCGGUGGUUGGGAGAGGAGGGCAAAUCUCGCAGGCAUACUUUAUCCCCUUCAGUGCUGGGGCGCGAGGCUGCAUUGGCCGGAACAUUAGCUACCUAG
Messenger RNA from Penicillium egyptiacum, 519 nucleotides. The record is from the annotation of a GenBank genome assembly. Lineage: Eukaryota; Fungi; Ascomycota; Eurotiomycetes; Eurotiales; Aspergillaceae.